Molecule: messenger RNA, 3200 nt
Organism: Olea europaea var. sylvestris
Lineage: Eukaryota; Viridiplantae; Streptophyta; Magnoliopsida; Lamiales; Oleaceae
Product: probable methyltransferase PMT26
Exons: 9
Coding region: 400-2898 (832 amino acids)
Cellular component (GO): cytoplasm; endosome; trans-Golgi network
Molecular function (GO): methyltransferase activity
Source: RefSeq, a predicted model, not a curated record
GGCAAUCUUGUGGUGCCGUCUCUCUCAUCCACUCCAUGUCCAUCCUCUCUCUGUACAUUACACUAAACUACCGUAUAAACCCAAUUCUCAUGCAACUUGCAUUAAAAAAUUACUGCAUUCCCAUCUCCUCAUUAGCAUUAAAAAAAAUCCCACGAAAGUUCGAAACUUUGCUAUCUCUUCUAGUUAUAUAUAUACAUACAUAUAUCUGCUUCUCUAUGCUACCUUUCUUUCUUACAAGCAUCCCCCAAGGCGGAGAGGGAGGCGGUGCGUUUUGCAUUAAGAGAAUUAGCCUAUGAGCCAAGCUGCUUUACUUGUUUCAGAUCCACAUUGAGUAUAACCGAAAAAGGUGUAAUAGAAAAAAGGUCUCUGAGGACUGAUUCAAGUUUUACGUGUAGAAGUAUGGCUUUAGGAAAGUACUCUAGAGUUGAUGGCAGAAAAUCGUCAUCGUGUUGUUCAACAGUCACAAUAGUGGUUUUCGUAGCUCUUUGCUUAGUUGGGGUAUGGAUGAUGACAUCAUCGUCUGUGGUCCCCAUUACAUCGGAUGUCGCUUCUCAGGAAAACAAGAGUGAGAUGAAGACACAACCGAGUGAGAUCAAUGGUGAAAAUAACAACGAUGCUGGCAAUGGUGGGAAUAGUAACAAUAUGGUUGAUGAAAGUAGUCGUAACGAUGAGGACAAGUCAAAGCAGUUUGAAGAUAACCCAGGUGAUCUAACUGAUGAUGCUACCAAAGCGGACACUAGUUUGAAUUCAGAUCAGGAGGAUAAGAACAGUAAGCCUGAAGAGACUAAACCCGAAGAGACAAAGCCUGAAGAGACGGAGAAAACCAUUGACGAAAGGCAGGAAGAGAAACCUGAAGAGAAGUCAGAGGAUGAAAAGAAAGAUAAUGGAGAAGACAAAACAGAUGAUGGUAAAAAAAUGAAACAAGAUGGAUCUAAGAAUGAGUUAGAGAAAGAAGUGGAAAAGAAGGGAGAUGGGGUAGUGCAGACUGAAGGUAAAGAUUCUGAAGCUGGAGACCAGGAAAACAAGUCUGAUGACAAUGAGAAGAAAUCUGACGAAGCUUCGGGUUAUACAAAAGAUGGUCAAAUAGAGGAGAAGGGUGAGGAAAAGAAAGAUCUGGAUUCACAACAAGGUUCUGGUGAGAAGAAGGAUCAGUCUUCAGGUGAGGUGUAUCCUUCUGGGGCUCAAUCAGAGCUUCUGAAUGAAACGCAGACCAAAAAUGGAGCAUUUUCAACUCAGGCAGCCGAGUCAAAGAGUGAGAAAGAAGUUCAAAAGUCUACAGGGUCACAAAAUGCGUACAAUUGGAAGCUUUGUAAUACCACUGCUGGGACAGAUUAUAUUCCGUGCCUUGACAAUUUGGAAGCGAUGAAGAACCUUCGAUCUACGAAGCAUUAUGAACAUAGGGAGAGGCACUGUCCUGAUAAACCUCCCACCUGUCUCGUUCCACUUCCUGAAGGAUACCAACGCUCAGUCGAAUGGCCUACAAGCCGGGAAAAGAUAUGGUACCAUAAUGUUCCCCAUACCAAGCUUGCAGAAGUUAAAGGACACCAAAAUUGGGUUAAAGUUAGCGGUGAAUACCUUACCUUCCCUGGAGGUGGCACCCAGUUUAAGCAUGGUGCUCUUCAUUACAUCGAUUUCAUACAGCAAUCUGUGCCUGAUAUUGCCUGGGGAAAACACUCACGUGUGGUACUGGAUGUUGGAUGUGGUGUUGCUAGCUUUGGUGGCUUUCUAUUUGAAAGGGACACACUAACCAUGUCAUUGGCUCCCAAAGAUGAACAUGAAGCUCAGGUUCAAUUUGCUCUCGAAAGAGGAAUUCCUGCUAUAUCGGCCGUUAUGGGUACCAAGAGACUCCCAUACCCGGCAAGAGUUUUUGACUCAGUCCACUGUGCACGCUGCAGGGUACCCUGGCACAUUGAAGGUGGUAAACUUCUCUUGGAGCUGAAUCGUUUGCUUCGACCUGGUGGUCUAUUUGUUUGGUCUGCUACUCCUGUCUACCAGAAGCUUGACGAAGAUGUUGAGAUUUGGGAAGCCAUGAAGAAACUAACUAAGGCAAUGUGCUGGGAGGUUGUUUCAAUUACUAAGGAUACAAUUAAUCGAGUAGGUAUAGCUACAUAUCGCAAGCCAACUUCAAAUGAAUGCUAUGAGCAAAGGUCACAAAAUGAUCCUCCACUUUGUGAGGACUCGGAUGAUCCUAAUGCUGCUUGGAAUGUGCCUUUGCAAGCAUGCAUCCACAAAUUGCCUGCUGAUUCUUCGGAACGUGGGUCUCAGUGGCCAGAACAAUGGCCCGCCAGAUUGGAGAAAGCACCUUAUUGGUUGCUGAGCUCGCAGGUUGGAGUUUAUGGUAAACCUGCUCCAGAGGAUUUUGCUGCAGAUUAUAAACAUUGGAAGAAUGUGGUGAACAAGUCAUAUUUGAAUGGACUGGGAAUCAAAUGGUCCACUGUGAGAAAUGCCAUGGACAUGCGUGCUGUCUAUGGAGGAUUGGCUGCUGCUUUGAAAGAACUGAAUGUGUGGGUUAUGAAUGUUAUAUCCAUAGAUGCUCCGGAUACACUACCAAUUAUAUACGAACGAGGUCUAUUUGGAAUUUAUCACGACUGGUGCGAGUCCUUCAGUACAUAUCCAAGAUCUUAUGAUCUUCUCCAUGCAGAUCAUAUCUUCUCAAAAAUUAAGAAGAAGUGUAAUUUCAUGGCUCUUGUUGCGGAGGUUGAUCGAAUCCUGAGACCUGAAGGAAAGCUCAUUGUCCAGGACAAUGUUGAGACCCUUAAUGAACUUGAAAGCAUAUUCAAGUCUAUGAAGUGGGAGAUUCGCUCGACCUACUCUAGGGAUAAGCAAGGAUUGUUGUUUGUCCAAAAAACAAUGUGGCGCCCUACUGAAGCCGAGACAAUUUUAUAUGCUAUUGCUUAAGGUAUAAUACGACAUACCUAGUUUGAUACGCGAGGCUUUCCUACCACGGAGAAUAGGUAUUCUUUUUGUAUCGAUGCUAAUUUAACAGUGUGGUAAUUGUGUUCGUCUUAAGGCUAUUGUGCAUUGUCUUAGCCAAGUAGUGCUUUUAGCUUCGAUUUCUUGGUUAGAGGCUCGGUCGAGGUUCUUUUGUUGUAGUGUUGUGUUGUUACUUGUCAGUAAAACGUGGAACACCUUUCUGAAAGUGUAAAGCCCGUUUGUUCGAUACGUUUAUGGAAAUGGAAAUUUUUGCUUCAAAUUUUGAA